Cimex lectularius (bed bug) is the source of this 753-nucleotide messenger RNA. Its product is annotated as mitochondrial import inner membrane translocase subunit Tim23-like. Gene Ontology annotation, cellular component: TIM23 mitochondrial import inner membrane translocase complex; mitochondrial inner membrane. The record is from RefSeq and is a predicted model, not a curated record. NCBI's taxonomy places the organism in Eukaryota, Metazoa, Arthropoda, Insecta, Hemiptera, Cimicidae. Gene Ontology annotation, molecular function: transmembrane protein transporter activity. Bases 107 to 676 code for a protein of 189 amino acids. Gene Ontology annotation, biological process: protein import into mitochondrial matrix. The transcript has 4 exons.
UGGUUACAAGCAAGAAAGAAAAGCAAAUUUUAUGUAAACUAUUAUUUGAUCAUGUAGAAUUAUAAUCUAAAUUAUUGUUGUUGAACAGGACAGACUCAGCAGUGAAAUGGAUACUAAUAACUACCCACCGGCUGAGCUUAUCAAGUCCCCCUACUUGGAUAUGGGAUUUGUGCCAGACAGCAAUAAAUAUAUAUACUUAGAAGGUGAUCGUCCAGUAAGAGGAAGGAUGGAACAUUGUUUUUUUGAAAUAGGCACAGCUGUAUUUAUCGGUGGAGCUAUUGGUGGAUUAAGGGGUCUUCUCCAAGGGAACGAACUAGCAAGAGGCUAUCCCCCUAAACUGUAUAGAGUUGUGCUGUUCAACCAGAUUGUCAAGUCCAGCACGCUCGGUAACACUAUGGGCGUACUGGCCCUGCUUUUUUCCGGAUCGGGAAUAAUAAUAUCGGAGCUGAGGAAAAAGGAAGAUCCUUUUAACAACAUAGCCGCUGCUACUAUGACCGGAAUCCUUUUCCAGUCUUACGGUGGCAGACGGAAAAUGACCAUAGGCGGUGUGGCUGGUUUUUUUAUCGGCAGCCUCCUCACUCUAUGGACUCAACGGCGUGUAAUCACCAGCUACCUGUCGCGAAAGAUUCCAACCUCCAUCUCAGUGCACACUUCGAUUGACAAGGAGGAAAACUGAUCCAUUGACUCAGUUGGAUGAGUUAGAACUUCUUAUUUGAUUUUUAAAUAAAGGACGAUGUGCCUAACACAAGUUAA